Syngnathus typhle (broad-nosed pipefish) is the source of this 4834-nucleotide messenger RNA. RefSeq names its product SHH signaling and ciliogenesis regulator sdccag8 (gene sdccag8). NCBI's taxonomy places the organism in Eukaryota, Metazoa, Chordata, Actinopteri, Syngnathiformes, Syngnathidae. Gene Ontology annotation, biological process: establishment of cell polarity; tube formation; neuron migration. The coding region runs from base 202 to 2106 and encodes 634 amino acids. Gene Ontology annotation, cellular component: centrosome; centriole. The transcript is spliced from 17 exons. The record is from RefSeq and is a predicted model, not a curated record.
UCGUUUUGUUCACAAGUCUGGCUUUGAAUUAUGCUAGGCCCGGGCCGUGACACCGAUUUAAUUAACACCGCCUCUCCGGCACGGUGGAGUCGCCACAACAAGCACCCCAACUUGACGGUUGCUACGCGUUUCUUACGGGUUGCUAGUAGCAAGCAUGGCUAAUCGCAGCAUUUACUCCCUGAGCGUCAUUUAAGUGCUAUAAUGAAACCUUUCAAAUCGGACGAGGAGAAAGCGGAGCAUCUGAAUGUUUACCAGAAACAAUUGAGACAGCCACCCAACCAAAGCCUACAGCAGCUCAGCGACGCUCUGGAACAUCUCCACCACGAUGACAAUGAGGAGGAAGAUCCUGUCAGAUGUGAGGAUGGGGACGGUCGCAGCGAUGGCACCCUGGCCUCGACAAUGGAGAAAAAACGGCCUCGGUGGAGCCACAAGAAACAGAGUGACGCAGUCAAUCAACUGAAGAGUCUCCUGUUAAAGCAGGGCAGGGAGAUGCCUGCUCCUCUCUCGCCUCCAAAGGACUUGGUCCCGGUGACUCACAACCCGCCAGACUACAUCCAGCACCUGGAGGCUGAGGUCCAACUCUGCAAGGAGGAGCAGCAGGGGCUUAAACAGCGCAUCCGAGUGGUGGUGGUGGAGAACGAGAAACUGCUCGCCGAGCUCAAAGCCACACAUGCGGAUGCGUCUCCCAAGGACCAUAACACGGUGAACGAAACUAUGGCAGGCGACAGUUACGUGGCCAAGCAUGGGGAAAGCUACACAGCGUGGAAGCAUGAGCUGGAGCAAUUGAAGUCGAUGCAUCAGGCCCAGAUUGAAAGACUGGAGGCUCAGGUCCUCUCCCUCAGGAGGGAUCUGUCUCUCAGUCAGAAUGAGUGCCGGGUGCUGACCGGCCGUCUGAGACGCAGCGAGCAGGAGGUGGCGGCAGCGCUGCAGGCCGGCGGCGCGCAGCGUGUGGCCGGCUUGUGUCUGCAGUGCGCGCAGAAGGAGGCGCUAUUGGCUUGCACGCCCGACAACGUGCACGUCCAGAUUGUUGACCGACUCACCAAGGAGCGUGACGAGCUACUGACGGCUCUGAGUGCGGCACGGUCCGCUCAGCAGGAAAUGCAGCACCGGGAGUGGUCGGCUUGUUUGCAAGUCAAAGGCGCCGUUGAGAUGGCCGAGGAGGCCCACCUGCACAGAGCUGAGGUAGAGGUGCAGUGCCAGCAGUUGUCCAGGGAACUCGCCCGGCAGACGACACAGCGAGAACAUGACGCGCAAUCCCUGAAGGACAGACUGGCCGAGGCCAGAGAGGAAGGACGCACCGAGGGCCGUAGGCAGAAGGAAGAGCUGGCAAAUACGGUGGCCUGGCUGUCCCAACGUUCCGCCGAGCUGGAGGGGCACCUCGACAGACUCCACUGCGACAAGAGCUCGAUGACCAAUCAGCUGGAAGAUGUGCAGCGACAUCUCGCCAGUGUGGAGCAAGAGAACAGCAAAGUCUGUGCGGAGCUCCAGUAUCAACUCAGCAAUGCUAAACUCAAGAAAGAGGAGGCUGAGCGAGAACUGCAGGACCUCAAGUCCAAGAGCAGCAGGCAGCUGGAGAAAUCCACACAGGAAGUGGAAAAGCUGAGCUCUGAGCUGGUUGGCUGUCGGCAGCGUCUGGAGGCUGUCCAAAGGGACGGCGGCCAAUGGCAGGCCGAAGCCCUGAGCCUGGCCGAACAGCUGGCGAGCGCCCAGCGCCAACUGCACCUCACCAGAGAAGCCAGCGAGACGGCGGCGAGAGCUCACGAGGACGAAAUGGCGUGCGCUGCCCGUGCCUGGCGCCAGCGUGAGGGCGAGAUGGCGGCGCUGCUGCAGCAAACAGAGACGCAGCACCUGCAGAGAGCCGGCGAGCUGGACAAACUCCUGUCUUCCCAGAAUUCCCUCAUCAAGAAGCUGAAGGAGGAGUGUCGCACGCUGGGAGCCACGUUGGAGGAGCUGGCGGGAAACAGAAGGCGGGAAGUGGAGCAGCUGGCUGCUGUGAAUCACCACCUUCAGGACACAGUGAAGAAUAUGAGAGCACGCUGCUCCGACAUGGAGAAACAGUGUGUUCAGCACGGACGCGUGCACCACACCAUGAAGAACAGUGGAUGAAUCCUCCUGCGAGUUGCCCCGCGUGUCAACAUCUUUUUUUUUUCUUCUGCUUUUCGACAUGCCUGACCACAGUUUUUUUAGUUGCUGUUGUGGAUGGAUUUGCUUAGUGUUGAGUGUUUGCUGCUUGUGGGCCUUUAAAUGCCAAUUGAAACCGCUUGAAAAGGUUUUUAGGGUUACAACAAUAUUUUUUAAAAAUUAAUUGGGGUGUGGCUUGAUUUUGAACGUGGGUACACGAAGGCAGUGUCUGCCAGCGUUUGUUCUGCCAUGGCACAUAUUUUGAGAAAUGUGGAGGCACAUUACCAAAUCGAAAUAACUCACCUUUGUGUGAAAUUUGAGCCUGUUUAGUUGAAUGCAAAAUGAUCAUUUGGUAUGAAUGGCAACAGGGGGAUGCAUAGAUUCAUGGACGGAAUUGACACUCUCCUCUUUUGUACUGUAAAGAAAGAAAGAAAGAAAGAAAGAAAGAAAGAAAGAAAGAAAGAAAGAAAGAAAGAAAGAAAGAAAGAAAGAAAGAAAGAAAGAAAGAAAGAAAGAAAGAAAGAAAGAAAGAAAGAAACGACUCAAUGUCCAAGUUGAGUUGGCUUUGAUUUCACUUUUCAGUACAAAACGUGAACACUUACAGUUAGCCAUCAACAACCGUUCCAGCUGCAAUGACACAUUGAACGACAGCAGUGUGUGCGCUUGUCUCAGUCUUGGAGUCUCUGAAUGUUACUGCAUGUUACCCCCCCAAGGGCUCUUGAACGCAUCACAGCGUGCUCCAUCGCAGCGCCCCAAGGCCUUUCGAGAUGUAACCCGCUAACAAGGCGAGUGAGCGGACUUGUCGCCAUCCAGACCCCCCCCCCCCCCCCCGUUUUUUUUUCCUCCCCUCGCUGCAAUCUGUGCCGGGAAGAGCAAAACAUUUGGAAAAUCAGCUUGAUGUAUUUUUACUGGGCCAAGCCUGCUGCCAAACGACACAGGGGUUUCUUAACACACACUUCAUUAUUUAUUUGACUAUUUCGGUGUUGUUUACGUCGUGAGCAGGAAGGGGGGGGGGGGGUUGACGGCGUGGCCAAGAGUGGUUACAAACCAACAUGGAACAUAUUAUUAGAACACAUUGCUCAAUAAAUAGUGCUAAUGUUCUCAAUUAUAUUUGUUUGAUGCUUAUUAUUAGCUGUCUUGCGUCAAACUUGGAAAUUUUCACCUGAAAUAUUUUAUCGUAGUCACCAGGGAGUCGGAUACACAUCAAGCUAUUUUUCUUAGUUUUUUUUUAAGUUGAGUUUCAAAAUUUGUUCUACAUUUAAAUGAUAUGAUAUAUAAGUCCUUUACACUUGUUAUCCCUGUUCUUUAUUAUUCAACCUUUUCCGAACACUUUUUUACACUUAACUACUUUCACUAAAUUCAUCUGAUUCACCUCAUUCCAAUUUCAACAUAUUCCAAGUAUUCAUGUUUUUUCCAUUCCAUUUUCCCAAAAUUCACAAAUUUUCAGCCAAAGUGUUACCAUUCAUGGGACAUUGAACAUUUCACAUUUACAUCAAUCCCGUUUGGAAUUCACAUCAUUCAGCUAAUUCAAAUCCCAUUGGGAAAGGUUUUCAACAUUCCCAAACUUGCCAUGUUUCAAAAAUUUCACAUUUUCACCUUAAAAACAUGCACAAAAUUUUACUAAAUUUAGUUUUCCCCUUCUACAUUUUUUUAACAAUUCAACCUCUUCCAACUUUAAAUAGUUCAUCGUAUGCCUACCUAUUCCAAAACCUCCCAUUUACCAAAAUUACACAUUUUCAACUUUAAAAUUGGCGCAAAAUUUUGCAAAACUCAUUUUUCCCAUCUACUUUCUACAUUCUUGGACCGAUUCAACCCAUUCCAACUUUAAACGGUAAUGUUUUUUGUCACUUACUGUUUUUCUCACUCACUGCUUUUCUCGCUCACUGUUUUUCUUGCUUAAGAUAUUUCUUGCUUAAGUUUUUCCUUGCUCACAGUUUUUCUCGCUUAUAGUUUUUCUUGCUUACGGUUGUUCCCGCCUACAGUUUUUUCUUCCUACAUUUUUUUCUCGCUUGCGUUUUUUUUUUUUUUUUUUGCUUACUAAUUGUCCUUGCUUACUGGUUUUCUCACGUACUGUUUUUUCUCGCUUUCUGGUCUUUCUAAAUACUUAUAUAUUCACCUGCAGUUUCCUAAUAUCUUACCAAUUUAUACUGUUCGAACUUCAACAUUUUCAGUCAUUGUAUACCAUUUCCUGUCACUCAGUAUCAUUUGACAUCAUUCUGAAGCAUUCCCCAAGUUUUUAUUCAGCCUCUUCGACUUCACACGCAAUUUCUUCAGAAAUUGAAUCUCUAGCUGUUACAAAAUAUUGCACCACUUUUAUAAAGAUAAUUGGCAUUUAAUUUUUAAAAAGUGUUGUUUCUUUCAAAACAAGUGCUGAAUGUUAAGCAGUGUGAAACAUUGCAAAGAGCAGUAUAGCACAAAAUGUUUUAUACUUUAUAUAAAACAUUUUAUGUUACAAACAAUUAAAAUUUGUAGAACAUUAAAAGGUGGUUCAUAUUAUUUUGUAUGCUAGCCGUGGCUCAGUCAGUAGAGUGCCUUGUUUAAAAAACGGUAGGCGGUUCAAACCGAGCUCUGUCUGAGCCCAAUGAUGUAUUGUCCUGGGGCAAGACAAUUCACACACCUUGCCUCAUUACCCCUUGGCCAAUUUUAAUGCAUCUACAGAAAUAUGCAUUGAUUCACACUGCCCCUGUGAAAUAAAGAAAUAAAAUAAUACAAA